GGCUUGAGAGCGGUGGUUACCAGUGUGAAUGUGCUGCAUUGUGUUUGCUGGAGGAGAGACCUCAGCAUGCAAACCCUCCUCUGUUCGGCUGGCCCCUUCGUUUUCUUUCCAUUCGGCUGGUGUGCAGAUGGAUGCGCAGACGCCCCAUUCUCACCCGCUGUUCAGUGAUGGUCACCCGCAGAGCGCCGCUGACCAAUCAGCCGCUGCGCUGCAGGCCCCGCAGGUAACUGCUGAUAUGGUGAUGGUUCAGAGGCGGAUGCCUCAGUGUUUCCGGGAUCCAGCGACUGCGCCCUUAAGAAAAGUCUCCAUCGAACUGAUCAAAACAUACAAACACAUCAAUGAGGUUUACUAUGCAAAAAAGAAGCGUCGUCACCAACAGGGUCAGGGCGAGGACUCCAGCAUCAAGAAGGAGAGGAAGAUUUACAACGACGGUUACGAUGACGACAACUUUGACUACAUCGUUAAAAAUGGCGAGAAAUGGAUGGGCCGAUACGAGAUCGAUUCUUUAAUAGGCAAAGGCUCGUUCGGUCAGGUGGUGAAGGCGUAUGACCGCGUGGAGCAGGAGUGGGUCGCCAUCAAGAUCAUCAAGAAUAAAAAGGCCUUUCUGAAUCAGGCUCAGAUUGAAGUCCGACUGCUGGAGCUCAUGAACAAACACGACACCGAGAUGAAGUACUACAUCGUUCAUCUGAAACGCCACUUCAUGUUCCGGAACCACUUGUGUCUGGUCUUCGAGAUGUUGUCCUAUAACCUGUACGACCUGCUGAGGAACACCAAUUUCCGCGGCGUGUCUCUGAACCUGACGCGCAAGUUUGCUCAGCAGCUGUGCACCGCGUUGCUCUUCCUGGCCACGCCUGAGCUGAGCAUCAUCCACUGUGACCUCAAACCCGAGAACAUCUUGCUCUGCAACCCCAAGAGAUCCGCCAUCAAGAUCGUGGACUUCGGGAGCUCCUGUCAGCUGGGACAGCGGAUAUACCAGUACAUCCAGAGCCGGUUCUACCGCUCGCCCGAGGUGCUGCUGGGAAUGCCGUACGAUCUGGCCAUCGACAUGUGGUCUCUGGGCUGCAUCCUGGUGGAGAUGCACACCGGAGAGCCUCUGUUCAGCGGCGCUAACGAGGUCGACCAGAUGAAUAAAAUCGUGGAGGUGUUGGGUGUCCCUCCCAAUCAUAUUCUGGAGCAGGCGUCUAAAGCCAGGAAGUUCUUUGAGAAGAUGUCUGACAGCACGUGGUGUGUGAAGAAGACCAAAGAUGGCAAAAGGUAUAAACCCGCAGGCUCCCGGAAGCUGCACAGUAUUUUGGGCGUGGAGGCGGGUGGCCCCGGCGGGCGGAGAGCCGGUGAGUCGGGUCACGCCGUCGCAGACUACCUGAAGUUCAAAGACCUGAUACGGCGGAUGCUGGACUACGACCCCAAGACCCGCAUCCAGCCGUAUUACGCUCUGCAGCACAGCUUCUUCAAGAAGACCGCUGAUGAAGGCACCAACACCAGCAGCAGCGUGUCCACGAGUCCGGCACUGGAGCAGUCGCAGUCGUCCGGAACCACGUCCAGCACCUCCUCCAGCUCAGGAGGAUCGUCUGGAACGAGCACCAGCGGCCGCGCCGCCAAAACCUCCUCUGGGAUGUUGAUCUGUGUCUGUGCUCUUCCUCAGGCGAGACAGGGCUUCGCUCCGGCGCUGGGUUGGGUGGGAGGAGACGGACUCCAGCAGGCGGCCGGAGAGACGCACCCCGUCCAGGAGACCACCUUCCACGUGCCGCCACACCAGCCCAAGGCUCUGCACCCCCAUCAUCACCACCACCACCACCACCCGCCGCAGCAGCACGCCCCGGGCCCCGCCAGGCCCCGGCCCCGCCUCUACUCGCCCUCUCACAGCGCCUCCACACAGGACUCCAUGGAGGUGACCCACGGCCACCUGUCCAUGACCUCGCUGUCUUCCUCCGCCUCAUCCUCGUCCACGUCCUCGUCCUCCACCGGGAACCAUCACUACUCCUACCAGAGCCGCCUGGGCUUCGGCCGCAACGGCAGCAUGACUUUGGGACUGGGUGCCUUCUCCAACCCGCGGCAGGAGACGGGUGUGCCGGGCCACCCCUCGAACUCUGGGCCGGGCCACUACAUAGCUGAGACUCACAUGGGCCUGCGGCCGGGCUUGGAGCGCGAGGAGUCGCCCAUGGCGGGCGUGUGCGUGCAGCAGAGCUCGGUGGCCAGCUCCUGACCGGAUUAACUGGCUUGACACCAGGCUGUCCUCCUCUGACCUUUGCUUCUGUUCUCCGGUUCUCAGAUGGUUCACGCGAUUCAAGCGGAGCUUUUCCAGAGUGCAGCGCUUCUUUAAUAUGGCCUUAUCGUUACGGACUGAGCGAAGACGAGCCGGACGUUUCCGAAGCUUUCAUGUAUUUUUGACGUGCGAACACCCUUCAUUCAUGACACGCCAGAACAGAACGGUGGUCCGAGGCCUUUCUUCACUAGAGAUCCGCAGGACUGACGGUAUCAGCGACGGCCGUGUCCCUUCCCGCUCUUCUGUUGUGCUCGGCAUGUGUGUUUUACUUUGGCCCUUUCGCUUCUUUGAUUUGGCUUCGCGAUUAUGCUGUGAAUUUUACACCACUUUUGUUUCUCCCUUUUAUAAUUUAUUGUACCAAAGGCAUUUUUUAUAGAACAUAGAUGUCUGUAACCAAUAAUGUAGCAGUUCUGCACUUUGAAGCAAAGGUGUGUGUCGUGUCAGUAAACGACUGUCAGAACUGGAAGUGAUGAUGUUUGAUGUGGCGGAGAGCCCAAUCCUGGACGCCAUCGCUUGCGAAAUUCUGUCGCUCUGUUUUUCUUUCUCUUCAUUUGCUCUUAGCAGACGGCUGCGUGAGUGGUUUUGUGUUGAUUUGGCGGGACGGUGGAUGCGGACUCGAGCUGCUCGGCUGGUCCCAGAGCAGCUGGACAGUCGGAGAUCCCAUCGGCCGGACGCCACUCUCUCUCGCUACUAAAGCAAUCCGCGUCUCUCCGUCCGUCUGCGUGCGCGGUGGUGACGGGUGCGAGCGGGCGCACGGUUCUUUAGGGUUCCUGUGGUCACGGCAUACAGAGGGAGUCCAUGAAACAGGCUUCAGGUCUUUACUUUGUGACCCCAUUUUAAUAGCUGAAAUAGAAUUUAUGUACAUAUUUAUAUUUUUUUAAUAAAGGAAGUUUAGAACUCACUACUUUUUUCCUAAUGGUAUUUUGAGUACAUUUACGUCAACUUGGUAACAUGCAGUGGAAUUUUUCUGUGGUAGUCAAUGGGUAUCAGUGCUUCCAGGCCAAAGUAGUUGACGACGAUGACGACGCUAGUACAAAUGCAAAACUCUAGGGUUGAAGCGGGACGGAGAGUAGAUCUUCAUACUUUAAUCUUCUAGACAGGGUAUCGUGUGUGGAUGUGUGUCCCACUCAGAACGGCAUCGGGCGGCGCUUCACAUGUUCGUAUACUCCAGCGCUGACGUAGUAUACAUAGUACAGAAAGUAAUUUUCCGUUUAGUUGUGUUCUUAUGGCACACGCUUCAAUAAAUGGGUCCAUUUGAAAGCAGAAGUCAGCUGUGGCAGACGGGGUGUGCGUGAGUGUGUGUGUGUGUGUGUGUGUGUGUGUGUGUGUGAGUGUGUAUGUGUGGAGUGACAAACAUCAGCAGCGCUCACUAACUCCUAGCGUUUCAGGUCACACGUUAUGAUUUGAAAUCUCUCUCCCUGGUCCGACUUUCCCCUCGGCUUCCCGUCCGGUUCGCAUUCUCACUCCUCGUUUGGUUCCAGGACAUGUGAUGAUGAUGAUGAUGUAAACAGAACGACAGACGGAUAUCUCGGAUCUUUAUCCACAGGUUGUAAGAUCAUGACUUUCUGUGUAAAUUAAAGUGUCACUGAGGGGCAGUAAUGGACAAACCCUUUGUACUAUAUUCAAGCGGUCUUAUGUAUGAUUAUAAAAAACAAAGUUGCUUAACUUGUA
This is a messenger RNA of Sinocyclocheilus anshuiensis, 3934 nucleotides long. Its product is annotated as dual specificity tyrosine-phosphorylation-regulated kinase 1A-like. Gene Ontology annotation, molecular function: protein serine/threonine kinase activity; ATP binding; protein serine/threonine/tyrosine kinase activity. Gene Ontology annotation, biological process: peptidyl-threonine phosphorylation; protein autophosphorylation; peptidyl-serine phosphorylation. The transcript has 11 exons. Bases 29 to 2203 code for a protein of 724 amino acids. Lineage: Eukaryota; Metazoa; Chordata; Actinopteri; Cypriniformes; Cyprinidae. The record is from RefSeq and is a predicted model, not a curated record.